Molecule: messenger RNA, 1340 nt
Organism: Myzus persicae (green peach aphid)
Lineage: Eukaryota; Metazoa; Arthropoda; Insecta; Hemiptera; Aphididae
Product: protein ABHD1-like
Exons: 8
Coding region: 175-1260 (361 amino acids)
Biological process (GO): medium-chain fatty acid biosynthetic process; medium-chain fatty acid catabolic process
Molecular function (GO): monoacylglycerol lipase activity; acetylesterase activity
Source: RefSeq, a predicted model, not a curated record
UGUUGACUGUUGACUGUAAUAUUAGUCUAACGUAUACAAUAUAAUAUUAUUUAGUGUGUAAUACUUACGCAUUAUAGUUUAUUCUAUCAAACGGAAAUAUAAUAUAUUAUUAAUUUAUAAACUCGAGUAACGAAGUCUAAGAGCCCUAAGCGAUACAUCGCCACUUCGUCAUCCAUGUUGUUUUGUAAAGAUGGAAAUUUUAAGCAAUUCCUUAUUAAUAAAGUACCUGUUGUCAGAGAAAAAUAUUUACCUUCAAUUUGUGGGUUCAACGGAUAUGCGCAUACAGUUCUUGCCACACUAUUUAGAGAUAUUAUUACACCUACAGUAGUUUAUGACAGGGAAAUGUUGACGUUAAACGAUGGAGGUGAACUCGCUAUUGACUGGCUGUAUCCAAAAUCUAAAGGUCCGCAGAGUUUAAUCACUGUAAUCAUACUCACUGGUCUGACAGGUGAUAGCCAAUCUGAAUAUGUCAGAGAAACAGUGAACGAGCUGUUUGGAAAAGGCUAUUGUUGUGUUGUUUUUAAUUAUAGAGGCCGAGGAGGUGUAAAACUAAAGACUGCUCGAACGUACUCGGCGACCAACAUCGAAGACCUGACAGAAGUGCUGAAACAUGUUAAGUCCAAACGGCCAAACAGUCCGAUCGCCGGCAUAGGAUUCUCAAUGGGAGGGACACUACUGGGAACAUUCUUAAUGUCGUCUGAACAAAAGAAAAAUAAACACUUGGUCACAGGAAUACUAAUUUCAGUGCCGUGGAAUGUAAAACAAGCCUGUAAAAACGCAGAAGGUUCAUGGCUAAUGCGAAAAAUGGGCAAAAACUUGUCCCACCAUUUACGCAGUGUCGUUGUUAAAAACAAAGAUGUUAUUUUCAAACAAGAUAAUGACAGAUCGUUGGACUACAACAUUAUUAAAAAGUGUAACACCAUCCGAGAGUUUGACACUGCCUACACUAUUAAAAUAUUCAACUACACUAAUGUGUAUCACUAUUAUGAGGAUGCCACACUGAGCAACAAACUGCACCUGAUCAAUGUACCAUGUCUGUGUCUGAGUGCGGCGGAUGAUCCUUUCCUUUAUUUUAGAGACAUACCCGUGAACGAAGCUGACAAACACGGAAAUUUGGCUAUAUUAGUGACUUCCGGGGGUGGUCACGUGGGAUACCUGGACACUUUUUGGCCGUUCACGAACAAUAACUUUAUGUUAAAGCUCAUCCAACAAUAUUUCGACGCGAUCAUGGUAGACAAGAAUUAUGAAAAAUUUGUUUAAACAACAAAAUUUUAUGUUUAAUACAAUAUAAUAUAUCAUAUUUUAUGUUAGUGUUGUAUGUAAAUGACAAAACAAAACUG